This is a messenger RNA of Branchiostoma belcheri (Belcher's lancelet), 1143 nucleotides long. Its product is annotated as protein jagged-2-like. Gene Ontology annotation, cellular component: extracellular region. NCBI's taxonomy places the organism in Eukaryota, Metazoa, Chordata, Leptocardii, Amphioxiformes, Branchiostomatidae. Gene Ontology annotation, molecular function: chitin binding; calcium ion binding. The transcript is spliced from 8 exons. The record is from RefSeq and is a predicted model, not a curated record. Bases 78 to 944 code for a protein of 288 amino acids.
GGUAUAUACAUGUAUGGCCACGGGUGCUCUGUAGGAGACAAGCAAGGAGAAGCGUACGGACCAGGCCUAGAACAGCUAUGGCAGUGAAGUUAACGCUACUACUGCUCGGAUUUUGUGCGGGUCUCAUAACUGCCGCCCGCUUCGACGGUUAUGACUAUUGGCUUAAUGCCGAGAGACAGAACUAUCAGCAAGCCCGCUUUACCUGCUCGAGGAAGCCCGGGGGCCAACUUGCGGACAUAAAGACAGCUGGUGGUCUUCCGUCAAAGGCACUUGAGGACUUCAUCGUAAGCAAAGUCAUCGGCGGCCACCAGUAUAGCGACUCUGCAUUCUGGAUUGGACUCAGCAAGGUCCGUGGAAGAUGGGAGUGGUCCGAUACAACUCGUGCUGACAUGAGAGCCAACUGGCACACUGGAGUGCCGACCAAUCAUGGCGGGAAGGAACACUGCGGACAACUCAAACACUGGCGAAGCACCUGGGGACUGAACGGCGGGAUCUGCUCAGAUCACAGGAAAUCCAUUUGCCAAAAAGAUUACAACGAAUGCUCCCAAAACAACGGAGGCUGCAGCCAUAAAUGUGUGAACACUGUGGGGAGUUACUACUGUACCUGUCCACAUGGCUUCCAACUGUCUGGGGAAACAAACUGCGUCAACAUGACUGUUGAUGAAUGCUCCAGCGAUCCAUGCCGCAAUGGCGGAACCUGCCGGAAUGUGACUGACGAGUACAGGUGUGACUGUGAGCCGGGCUGGACGGGCGUCCACUGCGAAACGGCUACGAUCUGUGAGAACCUGCCAGACGGGACGUUCCUGCCGCACCCGUCUGACUGCUCCAGGUACGUCCGGUGUCACCAGGCGGGACAUGAUGCCGUGUUCACCUGUCCUCCCGGUACCCGCUGGAGCCAGGAACACAACACGUGCGUCAUUUCGGCUCCGGACACGUGUGACUAGGAAAGGAAGAAAGACGCCAAGGACAACAUGGGAUGACCUAGCGGACAUACGAGAAUAUCUUCAAUUUGAAACUUCGCUAAUCUCUCGGGAUAAGUGCAAGGUCACAACGACAAGCUAUCAAGCAGUCAAAUCGCAAACUGCAAUCGCUUUCUAGCUGGCUUUUGAUUUAGAUGACAAUAAAGAUUUUGCUUCAAAAUCU